Molecule: messenger RNA, 1033 nt
Organism: Drosophila arizonae
Lineage: Eukaryota; Metazoa; Arthropoda; Insecta; Diptera; Drosophilidae
Product: lipid transport auxiliary protein 1
Source: RefSeq, a predicted model, not a curated record
UACAAAAUAGACCAAAUCUAAACAAAAGAAGUUCUCUUGUGAAAAAUACGAAACGCCCGCAAAAAUGGAACAGCUUUCGGGUGUUAUGAUAAUAAUUAUCAUAGGCGGUGGCGUACUGACUUUUGUGAUGCUCUUCAUAUUUGCCAAACGCCAGAUAAUGCGGUUCACGCUCCGUAGUCGUCGCGGUCCCCAUGUGCCAGUAGGCAAUGAUGCCAAGAAGGCGUUGCGCCGUGAAAUUGAACGCAGAUUGGACUGCAUACAAAAGAUAGCACAGGAGCCAAAGUUGCUAUGGACCGAUACCGACAAGUAUAUAUUGCAGCCAGGCACGGAGCAGGAACUGCCACCCUAUUACUAUCGAAUGAAGGCCGUGGACGAUGUUAAAUUGGUAGAGGCAGAGAUAGCGCGUGCGGAUGGCAGCAUACGUCACGCCCAUGAAAGCUUGCGAGCCUUUCUGUUGACAACCCUCUCCGUUACGCUUAAUGGUACUGGGCAGCGCAUAAUACAUCAGUUCUGCGACACAUAUGAGCACGCGCGCCACGAUCCAAACGAAUUUGGAAAGGACGAAUACGAGACGUAUCAUCAUAUGCUCCUGAAACUACUGGAAGCUGCUAAGCAGCUGAAAAACUACAAUUCUAGAAAGGCUUCACCUGCACGUACACCGCGUAAACAGAAAAUGCAUUCGUUGCUCGAUCCAGCUCGGCUGCGUCCGCCACCCGUCGUGGAGCCACAGAACGAGCUUGCAGCUGGUCAGCAUGCCAAAGUGAACAUGACGCUGGGACUGCAGGGCGAUGAACUGGUGGCUGCUGAGCUGGCCACCAAUCCGCUGCACUUGCAAGCACCUGCCGAGCGAGAUCUUAUAAUCCGGAACCGUAUAAAGACACCCACACUAGAUGAUAUUGUGGUUGAGACAGCAGCGGAGCAGCCUCAUGGCGAUGCGAACACCAGCAUUGCGGAGCAUGAAAUAAUGAGCAUCUCGUCGGUGCAGCUGCAGCGCAACUCGAGUGUUGUUUGAAGUUAUUCCCAGAUGUCGGAA